GUAUAUGUGUGAGCUGACAGGUAGAAAGCAGCCGUCUCUCGGUGAGUUGCGGGCAAUGCGGUGAACAGAUUUGAGUAAAUAUUCAGACAUGUUGGAUCACUCCAGCAGCCAGAUGAACCAUGUCCACUAAACUUCGCUGCAGACUUGGAGCUCAGUGGUGAACGUGGGCGAAGACACCGCAGGAACAAACGGGAAAUUCAACUGUCAGCUGGCCGGGAAAGCCGAUCACACCACCCGGCUUCCGGGGAUUCAGGGGCCGCAUCGGUUGACGGCAGACGUCGGUCGGCAGCUCGGGGGGAAGAGGGCGAGCAGCCACAUCAUCGCCGACAUCUACCUCUCGUUUUCUGCCACUUUCCGAGAUGUCAAGGAAGCUUCAGAGGACAGAAGUCUGCGCCGACUGCAGUGCGCCAGACCCCGGCUGGACCAGUAUCAACCGAGGGGUCCUGAUCUGUGAUGAAUGCUGUUCAGUUCACCGCAGCUUAGGGCGUCAUAUCUCCAUAGUCAAGCACCUGAGGCACAGCGGAUGGCCUCCAGCACUACUGCAGAUGGUUCAGACCUUGGCCAGUAAUGGGGCCAACUCCAUAUGGGAACACAGUCUCCUGGACCCUGCUCAGGUGCAGAGUGGUCGAAGGAAACCCAACCCCCAGGACAAAGUCCACCCCACUAAGUCAGAGUUCAUUAGAGCCAAAUACCAGAUGCUGGCCUUUGUACACAAGCUGCCCUGCCGCGAUGAUGAUGGCGUCACCACCAAGGACCUCAGUAAGCAACUCCACUCCAGUGUGAGAACGGGCAGUUUAGAGACAUGUCUUCGGCUCCUGUCCCUCGGCGCUCAGGCCAACUUCUUCCACCCGGAAAAAGGCACUACCCCACUCCAUGUAGCAGCCAAGGCAGGCCAGAUCUUGCAGGCUGAGCUCUUAGUGGUAUAUGGCGCAGACCCUGGAGCCCCCGACAUAAACGGACGUACGCCUAUGGACUAUGCAAGGCAGGCUGGUCACAUAGAGUUAGCAGAGCGGCUUGUGGAGUGUCAGUAUGAGCUGACAGACAGGCUAGCCUUCUACCUGUGUGGACGGCGUCCAGAUCACAAGAAUGGCCAUUAUAUCAUUCCUCAAAUGGCAGACAGAGCUCGUCCUAAGUGCCCGACACAGAGCCUGGACCUGUCAGAACUGGCCAAGGCUGCCAAGAAGAAGCUCCAAGCGCUCAAUAAUCGGCUGUUUGAGGAGCUAGCGAUGGAUGUCUACGAUGAGGUGGAUCGCAGAGAAAAUGAUGCAGUGUGGCUUACGACCCAGAACCACAGCACUCUGGUAACAGAACGCAGCGCAGUGCCCUUCCUACCAGUCAAUCCUGAAUACUCUGCCACACGCAACCAGGGCCGUCAGAAGCUGGCUCGGUUCAAUGCUCGGGAGUUUGCCACUCUCAUCAUCGAUAUCCUGAGCGACGCUAAACGGAGACAGCAGGGAAAAGGAUUCAGCAGCCCUACAGACCCACUGGACCUGGGUAUUGAUGAUGACCAGCAUGACUAUGACAGCGUAGCAUCUGAUGAAGACACAGACAGUGAGCUAACCACCCAGAACAACAACAACACACAACGCAGCAACCGAGCAAAGAGUAUGGACUCGUCAGACUUGUCAGACGGUCCAAUCACCCUGCAGGAGUACCUUGAGGUGAAGAAGGCCCUGGCCUCCUCAGAAGCCAAGGUGCAGCAGCUCAUGAAAGUCAACAACAACCUGAGCGAGGAGCUGCGGCGGCUUCAAAAGGAGAUCACACGGAUGCAGACAGAGAACAGUGCCCUGCGGGGUGGCCAGCAGGCUGGGGGGGCAGUCGGCCAUGGGGUAGGAGGCCAUGGUGGAGGGGGAGGAGGCCACUGGCAAGGGGGUGUGAUGCGAGGAGGAAUAAGUGGAGGGGGUCUUGGUGGGUUUGGGCAUGGAGCGGACACCCCGGGGCUCUCUGUGCCCUCCUCCGUGGCUCCCCACUCCCAUCCCCACCGGAGAGACCGCCAGGCCUUCUCUAUGUACGAGCCAGGGGCGGCCCCCGGCCCCAAGGUCCAUGGCCCCCCAGCCCUGGACUCCCUGGCAGCCCGCCUGCAGCCCCUCAACACACCCAGCGUAAGGAAGGGUAGCACAGGGGGUCCAGUUUCGUAUGGAAGCCAUCAUCUGUCUGGAUCUACAGAGAUGGGCAGAUACAUGAAGCACGGCAGUGGCACAGACAGUGACUAUGACAACACGCAAACAUAUGACCUCUCGCUAAGGUCAGAUUCACGUAUGGGCCGCAGCAGUGAGGAAGAGGGUCGUGGGGACUCUGAGGAAGGUGGGGGCGGGGAGACAUGGGAGCCGGACCCCACCCUGCCUUGUACAGAGGACGUCAUACUGAAGACUGAGCAGGUGACCAAGAACAUCCAGGAGCUGCUCAGGGCCGCCCAGGAGUUCAAACAUGACAGCUUUGUUCCAUGUUCUGAGAAGAUCCACUCUGCUGUCACUGAGAUGGCCUCACUCUUCCCAAAACGUCCAGCGUUAGAUGCAGUCCACGGGUCCCUCCGGCUGUUGGCUUCCAGUGCCUCGCGGUUGCAGGUGGAGUGCCGCAAGGCGGUGCCCUCGGAGCCUGGGGCCCCCGCAGUGGACUACCAGCUCCUCACUCAGCAGGUCAUCCAGUGCGCCUAUGACAUCGCCAAGGCCGCCAAGCAACUGGUCACCAUCACUACUCGUGAGAAGAAACAGUGACCCAACAAAUGCAUGGAUGGAUAGAUUGAGAGGGAAGAGGAAGAAAGAACAGAUCAAUGCAUGAGGGGGCUGAGAGGGAACGGAGGGGCUUCUAGGAGAGUGAUGAAGAUGCAUCAUGUGAUCACACUAAAGAUGGGAGGACGGGAGUGACCGAGAGAGUGAUGGCCACGACGAGGAAUGGAAAAGAAGAGAGAAGUUUGGAAAAUGCAUGGGAAAGGAAUCGGAUGGAAGCGCUCAUGGAUUAGUAGAAACACGAGGACUGAAAAAGGAGAAAUUCCACAAGUGUGGAAGUGAAAGCCGGGGAGGACGAGCGGGGGGAACCGACAUGGGAGCUAGAGCGUGGAGCAACAGUUGGAAUCAGAUGUGUAUAAUAAACUGUUUAACUGCGAUGAGCAUAUGUGAAAUACAUAGGUGGGGAUGUACAUAGAACUGGAUCCUGAGGUGGUAAUCGCUUUAUUUAUUCUCACCAGUCAGUUGUCAUCCCUCCCUCCCCGAUCGUGAGGGAGAGGGGGUGUAUGCUGCGAGAGAGAGAGAGCGCAGACCGUGAUGUACCCCAAACAACUGCCGUCCCUCCGUCCUGUGUGGGUCAGGAAGUGCCUCCUCUGCUUUCCUCUCCCACCUGCUCCCUUGACGCUCUCUCUCUCUCUCUCUCUCUCUCUCUCUCUCUCUCGCUCUCUCUGGCCAAUGAAACACAAGGCCCCUCUUAUCUCCUAUCCCAUCCCAUACAGGGAGCUCAUCCUGUAUGGGACGGCCCUAAGGCCCCCUAGCAUCCAUCUAACAUAACCCUGCUCCAAACCCCAGAUACUUUUCCCUGGGUUAACUUUAACAGGGGGUUCCUGCUCUCCUCCGACCUGUCCCCCCCGUCUCUCUCUACAUUGUCGGUGGUACACAGCGUGAUCUGGCAUGUUCGAAUUUCUUUCCUCUCUCCUCGUUUUCUUUGUUUUCUUUGCAGAUUGGUUUGGUCUGCACUUCUGACAAACCUUACUGACUUACAAAUGCAAAACACUUACACUGGAAUAAUUGUGAUUUAUUAUUGUUGAUCAUGCCAAUUUCUUUUUUUGUUUUUGUAUUGAUAUUUUUACUGACUCGUCUUGAUUUAGCUGUUUAUGUAUGUUUUAUUUCAUUGUCUCAAUAUGAUUCUCAUUUAUUGAAAUAGGGAGACAGGUGGGGAGUAAUGUGCUCAACCUCUUACUGGGAUCUAAACCAACAUGCACAUGUAAAGAAAAGAAGGAAAAACCUGUGAAAUGGUCCUCAACAUUUCUCUCGCGCUCUGCUUCUGGGUGACUGUUAAGGUUUUUUUCUUCAUGUCGUAAUUUGUCCUUUGGCCAAGGGGUCGAAAAGUUGCCAAAGGGGAGUUUGAUUUUUGGGAGAUAAGUUUUAGAUUUUCUGUCAAGUUGAAAACCCCUUGGUGCAUUAUGGCAAGAUCUGGAUCAAAAUGCUCUUUUGGUGUUAACUCUUUUAUUUUCCUCUUCUAAUAGAACUAGUGGAAUCAUCUCAGAAUCUCAUACUAAUUUUAUUUUUAUGCCAAGCAGGAUGAUACAAAUCAAGUGCAUCAUUUGGUCCAGCCUGUGAACGAGGAUGAAUCCUCCUGUGUUGGUUUUGAAGCCGAUGGUUACUGACAAGGCCGGUCGUGCUUCCUGGGUGCUUGUUUUGCACAGCAUACAUUAUUAACAUGAAUGAUAACAAACGUUGAGUCAAACGUUUGUUGACAUGCUUGUUGGCGAUACCGGUAUGUUGCAGUCAAAGCUUGGGUUGGUAAUCCUGGAAAGGCUAGCAGCAUGCUACAUUUGGGAAGCGAUCCAUUUCACCCCCUUCCAUCGGCCCCCUCAUCAAAGCACACACUGUGACAAGUUGACAACUGCUAGAAGACAACUUUUUUGGAGUGGCUCGCCAUCUUCUAGCUGUAGCCUCUGCUUCAGCGGUGCAUGUCUCCGCUGCUAAAGACUCAUGCACAGGCAGGAUGCACGCAGGGAGGCAGGUUGGUUAGUAACAAACAGGUACGCCAGCCAAUCAUAUUGUUAUACGAGAGCCGUAAGACUCCGGCUUUUUGCUCUUCUUAUAUUUCAACUAUUUAUUGAUGGCUUUCGGGAUGUGAAGAGGAUUUCAACAAAAAAAGAUAAAAGGUCUUCUAGAAAAAAUUACCAACCCUACCUUGAAGCUUUAUGUCGACCUGUGGAAAGCACCGGAUCGAGUCAGUUGGACAAAAAUGUGCUCAUUUGAAGUCAAUUUGUGAAACCUCAGAGUGCUCUUGAUUUACUUUGCCACGUGUUACUUUCACUGUGGCGAGCACAAACAAGCCCACACCCACUGUAGUCCACUUGGUUCUGUGUCGCGGCCUGCUGACUCGGGCCUCAGAAGUUUGAACUUCUAGUUCACUGUGUCUUGGGAACAAAGCAAGACAGCAUUGGGAACAAAGUAGUGUGUUUUUGUUUGCUUUUCAAAGAUAGGGCUCUUAACCUAUUGUAGGUUAAAACCUUGUUCUGUGCCCAUGUGGUCAUACCUGUAACUAAGGUUUCAGAUGGGAUCUUGUUUAAAUUCACCUCUUACCUUUCUCCAAUGAUUCUGCAGCUCUUUUCUCAAAGUGUCUGCAGCUCUCAGAGUUGGUUCUUGCAUUGGUUCUGAAGCGAUGACGUCGUCCUUCAAACAGCAUUUACCGCUCAUCUCAAUGUUAAAUUUUUUCCUCAUGUCGCUGCCUUUUAGCAAGAAGCAAUUAAACCCCAACUUGUCCCCAACACUUUGAGAAGCUGAUGCCAGACCGCCUUCAGCACUUCUCUGUCCACUUAAUUCACAUUCAGUCUUUCGCUUUUCCUCCCCUGAUCGUCACGUGGGGUGUCUGCCUGUCGGUGUCCAGUGCAGUUUCGUCUCUGCAGGACAAAGUUUGAAAGUUUUCCCUGUUCCCUGUCAAAACAAAUCGUGUUCGGAAGACUCUUGAAAUGUAUCAUUGUUUGAUAUUGAAUGCCAUUGCACAUCAUCAUCAUCAUCAUCAUCUCUUUUUAUGACUGGCUGAGUUACAGUGAUGUUUUACUGACUGCUGAAACUACAGAAAUACUUGCACACACACAAACACACAUCGGGGCCAGCAGAAGAGCUUGUCCCCUCAAUCAUGAUUGCCCAAGUUUUAGAGUAGAGCCAUAUAUAUGAACAUAUAUUUUCAUGCUAUAUUUUAUAUUAAGCUAUAUGUUAGGAUUAUGUUUGUCAGAUAUUUAUGUCUAUUUGUAGGCUCAAGUGAUCUUCAGGCCAAAUCUUCACUGUCUCUUCCUCCGCUCUUAACUCUUGACACACCGAAUGUACGUCAUUGAUACUUGUGGGUGUGGUUAUCCUGAGGAACCCCUCCCCCCCUCAUGUGUCAGCAAAUACUGAUCCUAUUACAAUCCACAGGAAAUGAGAGCACAUGUUUGAUUCAGGUGUGGUCUCAGUUGCACUAUUUUCAAACACCAGCUGGAUGAAGUAGGAUCUAAAUGAUGUACCUCUCUUCCAAAGGUUUUUAUUUCAGGUACAUGAGGCGCAGGAUGCAGCGGUGUGGUGUGGGAGGGGGCAGAUAGAGCGGCCUGAAGCGCACUAUAGCUUAGCACUACAGUCAUCUCAAAACAAGGGGGAGAGGGUCAAAAAACGCACACAGCCUCAGCCUCCCUGAUAUGUAUGGACACUACGUAGGGUGCCUCCAGUGUGAAUGUUAAUGCUUAUUUGUCCAACAUCAAACACACAUCCUCACACACUUCUCAGUUGGACCAACAUUACGUUUGCAGCCAGUGAAUUCUACACACACCCAUACACACUUCUGAUACUGCGAUGUCCCCAAUGUUCCUUCACAGCGCUACACUUUGGGAGAUGGGUGACGGGAGAGUUAUCUUUUAAAGAAGACAUUAAAACUGUAUAAAGUAGAGAAAACAAUGACUUAAAAAGGUCAAUCGUAAUGGAAACUCAUAAGCUGUACAUUUGUAAUAAAAUUUAAAAAACAAGUAAA
Platichthys flesus (European flounder) is the source of this 6678-nucleotide messenger RNA. RefSeq names its product G protein-coupled receptor kinase interacting ArfGAP 1 (gene git1). The transcript is spliced from 21 exons. Lineage: Eukaryota; Metazoa; Chordata; Actinopteri; Pleuronectiformes; Pleuronectidae. Gene Ontology annotation, molecular function: protein binding; GTPase activator activity. The coding region runs from base 360 to 2714 and encodes 784 amino acids. The record is from RefSeq and is a predicted model, not a curated record. Gene Ontology annotation, biological process: regulation of ARF protein signal transduction; brain development.